GAAGAAGAAGAAGAAGAAGAAGAAGAAGAAGAAGAAGGAGGAGGGGCUAACGACGGACAGCUGACGUCGCUUCACGGAUUUAUGUAGCUCAGCUGGUCAACAGUGUCACCAAAUCAGACACAAAACACAGCUUUCUAAUGAUGCUUUGGUUUGAGGGCUCAAUUUCUGAUGCCAUUAAUUCGGCUAAACAGCGAAGUUGCGUCUUUGUCGUCGUUAUUACAGGGGAAGAUGAACAGUCAGCACAGCUGAAAUCCAGCUGGGAGGAUGACAAAGUUUCAGAUGCAGCGCAGAACUGUUGUGUGGCAAUCAAAAUUGAUGCCAGGAGCGAGACAUGUGUGCAGUUCUCCCAGAUCUAUCCAGUGGUGUGCAUACCCUCUAGCUUCUUUAUCGGAGCGAAUGGAAUUCCACUGGAGGUCAUUGGUGGCAGUGUGUCUGCUGAAGAACUGAUGAAAAGAAUCAACAGAGUUAAGCAGAUGCAUGCUCAACAUGGUAGAAGUGGGGCAGUGUUAUCAGAGGCAAGUGCUCCCGUCGAGGCCAGUCCACGUGACACUAUAGAACCUGCUCCAGCUUCAACUUCACAAUUGCCUGUUAAGUCAGCAGCUGCAGAGCCUGCAGCAGUGCAAGGAAGAGGGAAAGUAUCCCUCUCAAGCACAGGAGAUGAUAGUAGCAUUUCAGCCACAGAGACUCUUGCAGAGAGUGCAUCUUUUGAUAAUGCAGCUCAGUGUUCUCAGGAUGAAGAAAACCUGGAUGCUAAGGUUGAAAGGUUGACCAGGACACUGGAGGAGAGACGUGAGCAGAGAAAGCUAGGAGAAGAAGAGAAUGAGAUCCAGAAGGAAAUCGAGCGUAGGAAGGUGGGGAAGAACUUGCAGGACUUUAAAAGGAAACAAGAAGAGGAGAAGACCAAGAGACUCUUAGAGGAAAGGAGUCGAGAGAAGGCAGAGGAGAGGGCUGCUAGAGAGCGGGUCAAACAGCAGAUCGCCUUGGACCGAGCUGACAGAGCAGCACGCUAUGCCAAAAUGGAGGACGAGGAAAAGGUUGCCAAGCAGGCGCUACUGCACUCCAGUCUGGCAGAGCAGGAGGUCAGGAAGAGAGCAGUAGUCAGGGGAACGAGUACCAUAGCAAGGAUACAGUUCCGCCUCCCAGAUGGCUCAUCCUUCACCAACCAGUUCCCCUCACAGAGCAGACUGCAGGAGGCUCGACACUUUGUUGUUCAGGAAGUGGGAAAUCGCUAUGGUAACUUCUCCCUUGCCACAAUGUUCCCUCGGCGGGAGUUCACUAGUGAAGACCUGAACAAAACUCUUCUGGAGCUCGAACUGGCUCCAAGUGCUUCCAUUGUGCUUCUGCCACAGUCAGGCAGGCCAGGUAAUACAGUGGUCCAGUCUUCUCGGGGUGGUAUCUGGGCAGUCCUGGGUACACUCCUUUACCCUUUGCUGGCUGUAUGGAGAUUCCUUAGCUCGAUCCUGUUUGCAGCCCCCCCUUCUCAUGGAGAAGCAUCCAGAGGUCCUACCAACCAGUCCAAGUCUUUCACAAACUCCCCUUCGGACAAAACAAAGAGAGAAACUCUCUCCAAGCACACUCAGGAGAAGCGACCCAAGGACUUCAAGAAAGAUGGUAAAAUCUGCCGGCUCCGGACUCAGGAGGACAGCGAAGAGGACAACAACACCUGGAAUGGGAACUCUACCCAGCAGAUGUAGUGCAGUGACAGCAGCUCUCCCUUCCUCUGACUCUCCUGGUGUUAGUUAGUCUGACUGGUUGUAAGGCUGUUGCUGCCCUCAAGGCUGAUCUUUUUUUUCCUUUCUCUUUCUCUUACUGUGUUCCAGAUUCCUGCAUCUUGAAUAGAUCAGUAUCAAUAAACAAAACUUCCUUUUGGCUUAAGAUUAUUUUGCUCUUGUCAAUUAUGACUUGUCUCCUAACCUAGGUUCAGCAGGUUGAAGAUCUUAGACUGUGAAAGGCUACUUUAGCACCCUUUCCUUUGUUUGUUGUUUAUUCUCAAAUGACCCCAAUGGAUCGGACUAUGUCUGGGACAUUAAACAGCUGAUCUGAGCCUGGAUUUACA
Messenger RNA from Scatophagus argus, 2056 nucleotides. RefSeq names its product UBX domain protein 4 (gene ubxn4). NCBI's taxonomy places the organism in Eukaryota, Metazoa, Chordata, Actinopteri, Scatophagidae. Bases 138 to 1694 code for a protein of 518 amino acids. Gene Ontology annotation, molecular function: protein binding. The transcript is spliced from 13 exons. The record is from RefSeq and is a predicted model, not a curated record.